AUGGUUAUAUCAGGGAUUGUAUGUCUUUCCCUUCUUCAAUACGCAGCAGCAGCAAUUCUGGGUCGAACUGCAGGACCCGUAGUGGACCUCGGAUAUGCAAAAUAUCAAGGAUUAGUCGUCGAGGACGCCGUUUCGAAUGCGACUCGAACUCAUUUCUUAGGAAUUCGCUUUGCUGCGCCUCCCACUGGACUAGCACGGUUUAAUGCGCCUAGCUUGCCCUCAACGGUUCCAGGCAUCCAACAAGCCAAUGCCCAACCACCCAUGUGUCUCCAGUCCCCCUAUGGCUCUGCCCCAACCAAUCCCUAUCGUGUUGACAAGUCCCAAGACGUUCAUAAAAGAGAUGAAUCAACAUCAUCUGAGGACUGCCUUUUCCUCAACGUUUACAUCCCAGGAAACGUGAAAAAGUCCUCAAAACUUCCAGUGGUAGUUUGGAUUCACGGAGGAGGGUAUGUUCUGGGGAGCAUAUCAGAAACGGGAUAUGGAGGCGAAUACGAUGGAGAUUCGAUACUGCGCCAAUCUCAAGAUUCAGUCAUUCUCGUCUCAAUACAAUACCGGCUGGGUUUAUUCGGAUUCUUAGCAGGCCAAAAGGUUAAAGAGGGGGGAGCUCUGAAUGCCGGUCUCUUGGACCAGCAAUUUGCAUUAAAAUGGGUUCAGACUUACAUCGAACGAUUCGGUGGGGAUCCUCGUAAAGUGACGAUAUGGGGACAGUCUGCCGGUGCUGGUUCUGUCCUACAACAUGUAAUAGCCAACGGAGGAAGGACGAACCCACCACUCUUCCGAGGUGCAAUCACAAGUUCCACGUUCCUGCCUUCGCAGUACAGAUACAACGAUCGUAUCCCUCAGGCUAUAUACAACGAAACCGUUACACGGGCUGGUUGUUCCUCCUCGGCCGACACCUUGAACUGUCUCCGUCUCGCAGAUGUUAAUGUAUUGCAAGCAGCUAACGUGGCAAUUAACACGGCCGGCUUCUUUGGGACAUUUGUGUUUGUGCCCGUCGUCGAUGGAACGUUUAUACAGGGUAGGCCAACGCAGCUACUCAAGCAGAAGAAGGUUAACGGGGACCAACUCUAUUCCGUUGUGAAUACAUUCGAAGGGACGAUUUUUAUAGACCCCUCUACAGAAAAUACUGUGCAGGUUGCACAGUACAUUUCUCAAUUAUUCCCUACGUUGGAAUCGAAGAAUGCACAAGCAGCAGCAAUGCAAUAUGCAGGGUUGGGCUCAAAUUUUGCCCAGGUCAUUUCAAUUAUGGGAGAAGCAAUAUUUGUGUGCCCUACAUACUACCUCCAGACCUCGUUCGGUGGGAAAGGAUACAAGGGAUUAUUUGCCAUCCCCCCAGGGAAUCAUGGAACCGAUUUGAUUUAUUAUUUCCCAGGAUCUGUUUCACCAGGAGGCGACCUCCCUUUCUCAAACCCAGACUUUAUCAAAGCAUUUACACAGACCUUCCCCGACUUCGUAACGUCCUUGAAUCCAAAUAAGAAGCGCGAAAGCGAUAUCACACCUCCUUGGAGCCCGUGGGGAGGAUCAAACGAAAUGCUUUUCAACCAAACAGAGGCGGGUGCACCUGAUGUCAGGCCUAUUAAAUCAUCCAAAGCAUUGCUGGAAAGGUGUAGAUUCUGGGAAAGUGUUGGUUCUUUGACUGGUCAGUAA
Psilocybe cubensis is the source of this 1647-nucleotide messenger RNA. Its product is annotated as putative secreted lipase. The record is from RefSeq and is a predicted model, not a curated record. The coding region runs from base 1 to 1647 and encodes 548 amino acids. Lineage: Eukaryota; Fungi; Basidiomycota; Agaricomycetes; Agaricales; Agrocybaceae. The transcript is spliced from 11 exons.